AUGCUGGCGCUUCUGGCGCAGCUGGACGUUGCGCGCGCGCGCGCAGCACAGAGGAAGGGCGCGCGGGGGGGGAAGGGGGGGCGGAAGCGGCGGGACAGGGGGGAGGCGGAUGGGGAUGGUGGCGGGGACGAGAACGAGCGGGAAAAGGGAAGGAAAAGAGAGGGAGGGGGAGGGGAGGACUUGAAAGGAGGUGGGGGGAAGGCAUCAGGCGCAGGGGGGGUUGGGGGGAAGGCAUCAGGUGCAGGGGGGGUUGGGGGGAAGGCAGCAGCGGAGGCACAUGGGGAGUGGGCGUGGCAGGGGGUGAUGUCACAGCUGACGUCAGCACAGGAGGAGCUGAGGGUGAUAGUGGAUCUGGUGAAUGCGGUGGAGAGCGGUGCAGAGGGGCUGGCUGUGAGUGGGGUGUCGAAGCCGAAGCAGCAUGCAGCAGAGAUGAGCGCCGAGCUCACUACCCGGCUGGCAGGCAAACUCACGCUGUUGCAGGUGGGUACAGUGCGGUUCAGUGUGGUGGGGCUGGACUCAGUGUGGUGUGAGGAGGUGGGGCUUGGCGGGGCAUGA
Molecule: messenger RNA, 555 nt
Organism: Closterium sp. Yama58-4
Lineage: Eukaryota; Viridiplantae; Streptophyta; Zygnematophyceae; Desmidiales; Closteriaceae
Source: the annotation of a GenBank genome assembly